CUGUUACGCUUACCGCAGAAGAACAGGGGGUCAGCCCGGAGGACAUCUUCAGCAAGUAUCAGGCCGAAUUCUGGACAGCUGGAGCGCCUCGGUAUCAGUUUCGACCUAUUCACGACAACGCACACAGGCAACCAUGCGGAAGUAUCUCAGCGCAUCUUCAGCAGGCUCUAUGAGCGGGGAUUCAUCUACAAGGACACGAUGGUCCAGCCGUAUUGCGCGAGCGAGCAGCGAUAUCUUGCAGACCGCUAUGUUGAAGGCACGUGCCCACACUGCGCUUUUGAUGGAGCGCGCGGCGAUCAGUGCGACAACUGCGGCCGCACGCUGGAUCCAAAGGACUUGCAAGGCAUGACCUGCCGUAUAUGCGGCGGCACGCCCGAAUUCAGAGAGACCGAGCACUUCUUCCUGAAACUAAGCGCCUUCGAGGACCAGCUUCUGGAUUGGGUACGCAAGCAGGAUCACUGGCGUCCCAAUGUACGCAAUUUUACUAUUGGCUACCUGGAGGGCGGGCUGCACGAUCGCGCUAUAACGCGCGACAUCGAGUGGGGCGUUCCCAUACCUCUCGACGGCUACGAGGACAAGCGCCUAUAUGUGUGGUUCGAGGCGGUCAUAGGGUAUCUGUCAGCAUCCAUCGAGUGGGCGCACAACAACGGCACUCCUGAGGCGUGGAAGCCCUUCUGGGAGGACGGAAGCCGCGCUUACUACUUCAUGGGCAAGGAUAACAUCCCGUUCCACACCGUCAUCUGGCCUGCGAUGCUCUUGGGCUACGGCGGACUGAACCUUCCUUACGAUGUGCCCGCCAACGAGUAUCUCAACCUUGAGGGCUUCAAGCUCUCCACAAGCCGCAAUUGGGCUGUGUGGCUUCCUGACUACCUCGAUCGCUACGAGCCGGACCCGCUGCGCUAUGUCAUAGCCGCCAAUCUGCCUGAGACUUCCGACUCCGACUUCUCAUGGAGAGAAUACGUGCGCCGCAACAACGAUGAACUCGUGGCAACGUAUGGCAACCUCGUUCACCGGGUUCUGUCCAUGGUAAGCCGCAAUUUCGACAGCGUGCUGCCCGAUCCCGGCGAGCUUGACGAGGUGAGCGGCGCGCUCUUGGCAGAAGCGCAGCGGCGCUUCGACGAAACUGAGGCAUAUUUGGAAGCGGUUCGGCUGCGACAGGCGCUCCAAUCUUCGAUGGCGCUCGCGCAGACAGCGAACCGCUAUCUCGACCAGAAGGAGCCGUGGCGCGCCGUACGGAGCGACAAAGCUGAUGCCGCUCAGACGCUUUGGACGGCUGUAUCUGUGAUAAAUUGCCUCAAGACCACCCUCUACCCCUUCCUGCCAUUCAGUUCGCAGAAACUUCACACCAUGUUGGGAUAG
This is a messenger RNA of Geodia barretti, 1359 nucleotides long. Lineage: Eukaryota; Metazoa; Porifera; Demospongiae; Tetractinellida; Geodiidae. The record is from the annotation of a GenBank genome assembly.